AUGGCCCAAGAUCUGUCGUCAAUGUGGUUAUCGGAACUGGAAAUGGAAAAUCAAGGGUUCAUGAAUCAAGAUGAUAUGAGCGAAUGUUUUACUGAUAGAUCUAUCCAGACUCUAACUAGAUUUGAAGAACAGACUGAAAUGAAUCCGCUUAGUUGUGAUAACAAGGCUAGUAGCAUUAACACAAUGUGUCAAACUCAAAAGACUGUGGCUGCUACUAGUCUUUCAUCAUCCAACACUUUCACUAUAUCUUUUGGAAAACAAAACACUAAACACGUCCCCCCGUUUGAUGACUCAAUCGGUGUUGAAAUUUCUGGUACAUGUACAGGAAAGGUUCAGACCAUGGCCAGGACUCCAGUUAAGGUUCAAGAUCAUGUGUUGGCGGAGAGGAAGAGAAGAGAAAAGUUAAACCGGCAGUUGAUAUCUUUGUCUUCCCUCCUUCCUAACCUUAGAAAGGUAAUAUUAGUUUCUUGUUUUGAUUAA
Helianthus annuus (common sunflower) is the source of this 480-nucleotide messenger RNA. RefSeq names its product transcription factor NAI1. The record is from RefSeq and is a predicted model, not a curated record. Gene Ontology annotation, molecular function: protein dimerization activity. Lineage: Eukaryota; Viridiplantae; Streptophyta; Magnoliopsida; Asterales; Asteraceae. Bases 1 to 480 code for a protein of 159 amino acids. The transcript has 2 exons.